Rotaria sp. Silwood2 is the source of this 1695-nucleotide messenger RNA. Lineage: Eukaryota; Metazoa; Rotifera; Eurotatoria; Philodinida; Philodinidae. The record is from the annotation of a GenBank genome assembly.
AUGUCAUCUACUUGGAUUGAUUUAUCAAAUUUAAAAAAACCAUUAAAAUUUAAUGAAUUUUCAGUUAAUUUCAAUACUGAUUUGUAUAAUGCGAAAUCAUUGCCAAGUGAUAUACAAAACAAGUUGAAUGAAAGAUGGAAUAAAUUACUUAAUUCUGAUAAUCAGGGACGUAUUUUAUAUAAUGAAUCAAAAUUUCGAUUACAUUCUAUUGAAAUGAAAACGAAUAAUAAUGAUGAUACAAUUCAACCUAUUCUUAAUCUAGGUUUAACUGAUUAUAAAUCAUUUAUUUGUACUCAACAACAAAGUUUACCUGAUAACAUUCGUCAACAUAUACAAGAGGAUCAUUUAUCACAUCCUCUUGGUGUUGGUUGUCUUCUAAUUACAGCCGAUGAUUAUAUUGUCUUAAUCAAACGAAGUUCUGCUUGUAUGGAUCUACCACAUACGUAUGAUAUACCUGGUGGUCAUGCUGAACCAAAAAAUUUAACAACAUAUUCAAAAGAAAAUAUCAUUGAAGAAAUUAUUUCAUCAACGAUAGCUGAAUGUGUUGAUGAAACAAAUGUUGAUCGGAAUAGUCUUCUUAUUGAUUCGUUUUUCUUUGUUAUUGCUGUCGUACGAAAUCAACCUCAAUAUGGUCGACCGGCUAUUGAAUUUUGCCUUAGAACAUCGAUGACAUCAAACGAAUUACAACAACGUUAUGAUCUUCAAACACAUAUAGAAGCAAAUGAAACUAGUGAAUUAAAAUUUUGGCCUUUGAAUAAAAUAGCUGAUCUUUUAAAUCCUUCUCAAACACUUCUUACAAUUACACCAGCUUGUCAUGUUGCAUUAACAACAUAUUUACAAUUACGUACAAAAUCUAAUAAUGAUUAUGUUCAAAGAAAAAAUUCUAUGAAUUGUUUAACAGUUGAUGAAGAAGCUAUGGUUUUACGUUAUUAUGAAUUACAAUUAAAAGAUUUUUGUGAAAAAUUCGAGCCACCUAUGACAAAAAUGGCUAUUGCUGUUUGUAUGCAAUAUUUUAAACGAUUUUAUUUAAAUAAUUCUGUUAUGGAUUAUCAUCCAAAAGAUAUAUAUUUAAUAUGUGUUUAUUUAACAUGUAAAACAGAAGAAUUAAGAAUGCCAAUAACAGAUUUUCUUAGUAAUAUUAAAAAUAGUACCAAUCUUGAUCAAACAGCUGAUAUUAUUUUAUCAUAUGAAUUAUUACUUAUUGAAAAACUUAAUUUUCAACUCGUUAUUCAUACGGCAUAUAGACCAUUUGAAGGACUUAUUAUUGAUUUGAAGACUCAUUAUUUACGUGAUAAUGUCAAUGAUGCUGAUCGAUUACGUUUAACUGGUUAUGAAUUUCUUGAUAAAACAUUAUUAACAGAUGUCUAUUUUCUUUUUCCUCCAUCACAAAUUGCUCUUACAGCACUUUUAUUUGCUUCAAUAAAAGCAGCUGUUGAUAUCGAUGAAUAUAUCCUUAAAUAUAUAUAUGGUUCAUUAGAAUCAGUUCAAAUGCUUAAAAUAAAAGAAACAAUACGAUUAAUUGCAAAUGUUGUUACUGCACCGGCUAAAUUUAAAAAAAGUGAAGUUAAACAAAUAGUUGAAAAAUUAGAUAAAUGUUAUAAUGUCGAUAAUGAUCCACGUUCAGAUGAAUAUAAAAAGAAACGUCUUGAACAAUUUCAAACUUUAACUGAUUAUGAAGCAAGAAACUUGCCUUAA